AUAGAACGGUGACUGGCCGAGCUUCAGCAGUCACAUGCAUCGUCACAGCUUGCUGGACUCCCUAGAAAGCUUCGUUGCUGCGCCAUUGUCUUUUUCAACAAACCUUCAAGCUAGUCACCACCACACACGGACAGCAUCAUGGCUAAGCAGCCUAAGCUGCAGGAUCCUCGGGGUACGGAGGCGACGGAAUCAUUUUUCGACGGCAAGACGAUUGAAGUUGUUGUAGGCCCGCAGAAGACUAGCUUCCACGUCCACGAGAAACGGAUCCGUAGUCAGUCAGCCUUCUUCGACACUGCUUUAAAGACACGAUGGCAAAAAGCGGAAGACCGUAGGGUCAACCUCCCAGAUGAUAAGCCGGAAACUUUCAAGAAUUAUGUCCACUGGCUUUACACCUCCAAGUUACAAUCGGAGAAACCUGGAAACACUCUUGGCACAGGCUCGAGCUAUCAAACCUUUUCAGAACUGUACGUUCUUGCAGAAAAGCUCAUUGAUCCAGUCUGCCAGGACAGGGCGAUAGAUGCGAUCGUAUUCGAGAUGCGCGUGAACCGCUCGCGCUCAUUCUACCUCAGCUUGUAUUACCCUACAGCAAACAACAUCGAAUACGUGUACCAGAACACUCCUGCGGGCUCAUCACUUCGAAAGCUCAUGGUGGACGCUUACGUAUACCAAGGUGCCGAUUACUGGAUCGAGGAUACCGUCAUAGGGCAGAAUCAUGAGUUCCUCGUCAAUCUGAUCGGAGCGUUACACCGGUGUCGCACUUUGACGCCUCGUGCAGUGGAGAAACGGCAAGCGUUCCUUUCAGAUCUUCCAUGUGAGUACCACAAUCAUGACAGAAAUGAGAGGUGCGGCGGCAUGGAGGAACACUAAAGCUCAUGUUACGACCCUUGCCCGUCGAUGCCAGGGGGCGGCGGCGCUGGCCUGAAAGUCCAAUCUCGGGCCCGAGGUGUGCAACAAGGCUUCGUAAAGAGUUUUGGUGGUGAGCGAGGAAAAGGGGCCAUCCCCUUGCAGCGAUAGAGACGAACCGCGACGG
Messenger RNA from Baudoinia panamericana UAMH 10762, 1030 nucleotides. RefSeq lists its product as uncharacterized. The record is from RefSeq and is a predicted model, not a curated record. The transcript is spliced from 2 exons. Bases 139 to 867 code for a protein of 242 amino acids. Gene Ontology annotation, molecular function: protein binding. NCBI's taxonomy places the organism in Eukaryota, Fungi, Ascomycota, Dothideomycetes, Mycosphaerellales, Teratosphaeriaceae.